CUCUUAGGGUUUGCUGCUUCGGCACCCUCGGCAGAGCACGACCAGGCAGGCGGCGGCCCCAUGGAGAAGGCCCACGGAAUAUUCGACAGCACGCUGGGGGGCUUCCUGAGGCCCCAUCCGGAGCCCCGAAGCUUCUCAGGCCGGGCUGGCGGGACGGGAAACAUCAGAACCUUGGGGGAUACGUACCAGUUUGCGGUGGAUGUCAGCGACUUCUCCCCCGAAGACAUCAUUAUUACCACGUCCAAAAACCAGAUUGAAGUGCGGGCGGAGAAGCUAGCGGCUGACGGGACCAUCGUCAACACAUUCACCCACAAAUGCCAGCUCCCUGAAGAUGUGGACCCCACAUCGGUCACCUCCACCCUGGGAGCAGACGGCUGCCUGACCAUCAAGGCGAGGCGAAGUCCAGCCAAGCCAUCUGAACAAGUGCAGCAAACUUUCAGGACUGAGAUUAAAAUCUGA
Molecule: messenger RNA, 459 nt
Organism: Protobothrops mucrosquamatus (brown spotted pit viper)
Lineage: Eukaryota; Metazoa; Chordata; Lepidosauria; Squamata; Viperidae
Gene: HSPB7
Product: heat shock protein family B (small) member 7
Exons: 3
Coding region: 61-459 (132 amino acids)
Biological process (GO): heart development
Cellular component (GO): nucleus; cytoplasm
Source: RefSeq, a predicted model, not a curated record